UCCGUGCGUCGUUGUGAAGGGUCGAGAGGAGCAGUUACUUUUAUCGAACACGCGUUGGUGCGCGUGCUUGCUCGCGGAGAGCUGUCACUGGCUGGGUCAGUUGGCAACAGACCUUCGAGGUGGUUGGAAGUGGUCGUGUUGUUCGUUCGAAUAUCGGCGAACCCGUCAAACUUAUCUCGUCGAGUUUUCGACGCGUAACCACGAUCGAAAGCGAAGCUUCUCGUUUCUGCACCGUGACAGAGGGACUGGAUUAGGGAGAGACGAAUUCGUGGGUGCGUCGAUAAGUCGGGAAAACCAUGGAGUUCGUCAGGAUCAUUUGACCCACGGGAACGACUCCAGGCUCGGUGGAUCGUGCUACCUCGCGUGAUACUACAAGUCGGUAUGCACUGCCUAGGUGCGGUGACAGGAGGCAUUCCCAGCCCAAAUGGGGCUGGCGGUCGGGGUGGCAUUCUCAGCGUGUUCCGAGCCCUUGGAGUCCUAGUGUGCGAAGGGAGGAUUCAGGGCCCUCCACGUGGUUACAAAGAGGGCCCACACUGUGCAGCUCCUAUGCAACCAGCUCCCAACGACCAUGUGUGUGACGAAGAUAAUUACUUGUGCGAUCGAUAUCUUGUGUUGGUUCGAGAGAUCGCGGACCGUGUCACGAUUGGUUCAUCCCUGUGCAUCGAAGUAGUGUUAUGUAGCGAUUGUCCAUGUGGUUUGGCAAAGUCGGCGAGCAAGAAUCCGAUCUGUACCGUGCCGUCCUUAUCGAUCUCGCCAUGGCAACAAGCGUCAGAGAUGCUGCUCGAGUACUGGUGUAUCUGUGCAGUUCCCAGCAAGAGUCCAGAGACCAUGAACUUCUAUGGGGUGUAUCAGGCAGUUCGUUCCCGGCUUCACUUCAGCCAGGUGGCUGCUUGGUGGUCCAGGAGCAACGGGGCUGAACCCUGUUACAUCGCGACAAGAGUGGUGCCGCAUAACGAGGAGAAUCUUCGAAAGUUCCGGGAUACACCUGUGGAACACACGUUCCCUUUCGCUGGCAAUGGCGAUGGAAAUUCUAUAAAGGUCACCGUUUGGGCACAGCCACGGAUGGAGGAGGUACCGAUUCUCACCUGUCCGCUGCACCCGAUCAAAGAGAAAGACGAGGAGGGCGUCGCGAGGGCUUUAACACCUACCAAGGCUAUCCCGGUUCCCGGUGCUGCGCAAAAUCCCGAAGGCCUCGUUUUGCCUGCUUUAGUGGACGACAGGCUGCAGACGCCUUGCAACAAACCAGGAAAGCAUCACUGUCCCUGCGAAGAAGAGGAUGUUCCACCGCCAUCGCCCGUGAUCCCGCGACAGAAUCGCGAGAGGAAACGUCGUCGAUCGCUGCCAUGUGGUCCCACGGACGCGAACAGCUGCGUGACGGUUCAACCGAUGCCAUCCGUGCGGGAAGCGGUCGCUCAAGAAUCGAAGGAGAAUCAGAGUUCAAGUUAUCCGAAAUGUUCGUCCGAGAUUUCCAACAAUCGUGGCGUGAAAUCUGGCCAAAGUCAGUGUAGCAAGUUCGAGGAUAACUGCAGCAGCAUCAAGAAUCGAAACAAUUUGAACUCUGACAACUUGGAACGGUGCUUCAAGGCUCAGCUGAACAUCGACGAGCGUGAAGGUAACAUGGAGAAGCGUUACAAACGGACGAUCGAGGAUCCGAAGUUGAAGUCCGGAUUGAAUUGCAAAGAAAAACAAUGCAACUUGGAGAAGAAGGAGGUGCAGGGAGCUGGUAACAAGAAAAUCAAAGAUACAGAAGCUAAAUCAACAGAGAAGAACGGUCUGUUCGAGAAUCUGAUACCGUUCAAUUCCUCACUGCCUUGGUCUUUCGUAGAAUCUUGGAACAACAGCAACGCGAACGGAAAGUGUGCUUUCCAGAGCUUGCGUGGAACUAAGGAGGGUUACUUCAACGACCCUGAAAGAAUCUGCAAACCUCCGGUCUCUAAGGACUCGAGCCUCGUGAUAAAUCCUUUCAGACAACCUAGUCCCUUUCACGAAUCAAAUCCAGGCCCCUCGACGAAUAAUCGGCUGAAGCAAGAUUCCGCUUGCAUGGUGCAUCAGAGCUGCGGCAAAUCGUCGAACAAGUCUAAUCAUCCGGAUUCGGUGUCACCUGGACAGAAAGCCACAGAGUCGAAUCUCGACGGCGUCGCGAACAACAAAGGACGAGCCGGGAAAGAUCUGAGCCAAUUGAUAUCGAAGUUGUCCUUCCCCGAAGACAAAGACAAGUCGAAGGAGGAAGGAGGCUUCUUGGAUUGGUUCAGCAAGGUUCCUGGAAGAGUGCUGGGCGUCGCGCCGAGCAACGGUUACGCGGAGAACAAGGUGAAAGCUACGAACCUGAAGAGUCAAGAGCAGCAGGGGAACGAAGUGAGAUUCAAGAAUUGCAACCUGGAGUUGAGCCAGCAGGAGUUCGACGAGGUGUUGGCCGUUCUGAGAGCGAGGACACCGUCCGGUCGCAAGAGGACCAGCGUCAGGACCGUGAGGAGACGGGACAGGUCGGAGAAGUCGCUCGAGGACGGGUCGGAAAAGUCGACGGUGAAAUAUACGAACUUGGAGAACAGCGAAUGCUCGACGAACAACAUGGUGAAUCGUACAAAAUCCUGCGAGGGAUGUAGCCACAAGCUUUGCAGGAAGAACGACCAACAAGCUUUACAGAAGACCAAUUUCACCGAGAUCUAUGGCAAUAAGAAUAUCUACAAUCCGUCGCAGAAGCGCGAGAAGCUCGAGGGGAACGGAUCGAGCGACGAUCUGCAGGCGAUCAAAUGCAAUAAUUCGGAGAAACGAACGAACGACACGAUCGACUGUUUGCAAAAUGUCUCGAACAAAGCGGACAUAUUAUUGGGAGCAAUCUUGCGAACUAGCAAGGACCGAAGGAACCCCUCGGAGGUUACCAAUGGGACCAAACCCAGGUCCGUGUUGCCAACACAAGUGAACGAAUCGGGGAAGAGUGAUCGUAACAAUUUGGGCUGCGAGAAGACGUGUCAAGAGCAGAAAAUCGUGUCGUUGGAGGACGAGAAGUCUUUACCAAUGGCAUUGAACAAGAGAUUCAAUCGAUUCCGGCAGCUAUUCAAGAAGGAACAAGAGAAGAAGGUGUCCUCGAACGCGGAGGGCAAUUCGCACGAAACGAUUCAACAGUUAGGUCAACGUUCGUUCUCCUACAACAACGUCCAGCCAAGCCUGCACGAUCCAAAGAAUCUGAGGGACAGCAAAGCGAGACGCCGAAUAGAUUUCUCGAAUUUCGUGGAGGAAACGGAGAAACGUGACGCGUUGCCAGAUCCCUCGGACCUUAGUACAAAUGGCGCACAUCAAAACUCAAAAACCUAUAGUACAAAUUACAAGGACGAACUCUGCUGUUACCACGAGCUUGAGACGUCGAAAUGGCCCAACAGGCUGCACAGUACAAACGAUGUAAACGACGGUACGGUCCAGCGUGAAGAAGACGACGAGGCUACCAUUUUGUCGAAGCUGCGCAAGGACACCGUUCCGAAUCUAGGGAAGAAUAACAGUUAUUUAUCUUCCAAGCUACGAAACGGUGUUCAUGGAAAAGACAACGCGAUCAUCGACGAGGAGGAGACUCUCGAUAAAGCGGUACCAACAGCCAUCGAGCAAGAAAGAUUUCGACGCUCGUUGGAGAACGCAGCUUCUAUGGUGUUCCAUAGUAGGACCGGUUUGCCAUUGACUUCUAGCCCAGCACCGUUGAGAAGAGGCAGCUGUUGCUUCGAUUAUGAUAGCAGUCUGAAUUCAGUCUCCUCAAAAAGAAGUGCACUGUUCGAAUUAAAUACCCCGCCAAGUCCAGGUGCCGUAUCGCUAGAAGAAACCGAUAGAGAGACCGAGAACGCUGGGGAAGGCGAGGAGACACCUAAAAGACGCUCGUCUUCUCGUAGUAGACCGCAAAGUCACGCUCUUUUAGGCAGCUUUGAGGAAUCAGCUUUAAAUGGUAGACUCGAGCCUGUGUCCACAGUUCAUGGUUUCACGGCAGAGCUCGGGGCAAGUGGUUCCUUUUGUCCAAAACAUCGAAAGCUUCCAGUCACUGUGUUCUUCUACACCCUUGGUGACAAUGAUAAAGUUUCUACACCCUAUCUCGCACAUAUUAAUUUGGGCAAAAAGGGCUACCAAGUACCAAGAAGCGGUACUAUACAAGUAACGCUUCUCAAUCCUUUGGGUACAGUCGUUAAGAUGUUUGUAGUACUAUACGAUCUUUCUGAUAUGCCGCCACGAUCUCAUACUUUUUUACGUCAGAGAACACUGCGGGAUAAAACACUACGCUACCUCGUACAUCUUAGAUUUAUGUCUGGUAAAUCAGGUCGGAUCUAUUUGCACACGGACAUCCGUAUGAUAAUUUGUCGCAAGUCUGACGUCGAUACGGCGUCAGAUUUCGGGUCAGAGCCACCAAAGGAACUCCGCAGCUACAUCCACGGCCCUACCAACCCGAAAUUCUCGCCAAGGUGCUGAGCCACGUGGCUCUUUCCAUGGGGUUGUUGUCAGUCGCUCCGUUCACCUAGUCCCCUUCACGCAGAGGUUUAACAAAAAUGAAUUUCAUGGAAACGGGUGGACGUUAAUUUUCAGAGUCUUCGACAACGAUUUUUUCGAGGGAAGAAAGCAUUUGAAAUUGAGAUUCCUUGGGAAUCUCCGAGCAAUAUUUGAAAACAAAGAAGAGGUAUCCUUGAAUUUUGACAAGGAAUGAUCAUUGGAAAACAUUUUGAUGGGAUACCUUGAUUAUAAGAAAGAAGAUGGAGCUUAAUGUCAUGGAAGAAAAUCUUAAUGUCAUUGAGAUUGUUAUUCAUGGAAGAUUGAUAGUAUUUUGGAGAGAUUCUCGCGAAGAAUGUUGAAGGGAGAUGUGAGCGAUCGGAGGAAGAAAGUUUGAAAAGGAAACGUUUUUCUUGAAUGAAAUAUUUCGAAAGAGUAAUAAGAAAGGUACAUUAAUGGGAACAUUGAGAAUCGCUUCAUGUUUCGUUGUUCAGUUCUUGUUCCUUUCGGUUUAUCAGUGAUUUUUAAUCGUAUUGCAAGGGACACACGCGUCAGCGUUAGCUUGCUCGAUGUUUCUUUGAUUUUAGUUUCGUAGUUGAUCGAAAUUUUUAGUUGAAUUAAAAUCUAUCGUUUCGUUUACUCGAUGCUUUCGAACGGAUGUGGUGUUUUUUGUUUUUCUUUUCCGGCGUAACUUUUGCCCGUGACGAAAGCUUACGUCAGAAGAGUUCUUGUCUUUCAGAUUUCGCGCACUCGAACGUUCAUUUCAGUGGCGCGUUUUUAAGAAACAGAUUUCUAGCUUGCCGAAGCUCGUGGAUUCGAAAGCUGGAAGAUCUCCUUUGGAAGGCCAUCUUCUCAAUUGUUGUAAAUAUAAGAGUCACGUGUAAAGUCGAAUAAGAAUUUUUUUAACGGGAUGAUAAUGUCGUGUGUGUGUAGUACGCUAAAGAAGAAGAAAAAAAAUAACGAAGGAAGAAAGUUAAAAAAGCGAUCCGAGAGCAUAGAAAAUAUCAAGAAUCGGGUCUCUCGUUGACACGAAAAAAA
Molecule: messenger RNA, 5493 nt
Organism: Osmia lignaria (orchard mason bee)
Lineage: Eukaryota; Metazoa; Arthropoda; Insecta; Hymenoptera; Megachilidae
Gene: atos
Product: atos homolog atossa
Source: RefSeq, a predicted model, not a curated record